AUGGUUUCCAUCUCCGACAUCAGGGCAUCCAACGUCCGCAUCACCGCAGAUACGGCGCCUCAGACGGCCGUGUUUACUGGCGCUACAGACGGGAUAGGAAAGGCGACACUCACACGUCUUAUUAUGACCAAAGUGCCGGUCAGAGUUUAUGUUCUCGGGCGGAAUGGCGAGAAGCAUCGAGGGUUCUUGGACCGGCUUCGGGAAGUCAACAAGCAGGCAGACAUCAUCUGGCUUGAAGGUCAACUCUCGCUUCUCGCGGAGACCAAGAUGCUUUGUGACGAGAUCAGAUCACGCGAGACGUACAUUGAUUCCCUGUGCAUGAGCGCUGGAUUCAUAACAUCCGGAGAACGGGUCGAAACAUCCGAAGGCAACGGACUUUCGCAGUCCCUGACAUACUAUGGUCGAAUAUUGAUGAUGGCCCAGCUACUACCAUUGCUCAAUGCAUCACCGAACAACCCACGCAUCGUCAGCAUCCUUGCCGCAGGAAACGAGACUACCUCCAUCUACCUCGACGAUCUGGAUCUGAAGAAGCCCGGCAAUUUCGGGCUCGUUUCUCUCUCCAGAUCGGCAGCGACAUACACUACAUUGUCCAUGUCGCGACUCGCGAAAGAAAACCCCCGUGUCGUUUUCUUUCACCACUAUCCUGGCGGUGUCGAUACGGGUGCCUUCAAGAAGGCCUGGGGAGACAAGUGGUUCUGGCCGCUGGUGGGCACGGUAAUGUCGAUGUUCGGGACCUCGCCGGAGGAUGCUGCAGAGAAGGUUCUGUAUUUGCUAACUAGCGCUAAGUAUGGUGGGAAGGGGGUUGUGUUGUCUGCGGGCCAGAGUCCGGGGCUGAAUAUGGCAAAGAUGAAGGGGGCGGGUGAGUUGUUUUUGGUAAAUGACAAGGUUAAAGAGUUGUAUCAGGAGAAGGUGAUGACACAGCUUGAGGCGAUGAAUGCGGGGGAUAUCAUAUGGCGCAAGACACAGGAGACGAUCGGGCCGUAUUCUUAG
This is a messenger RNA of Aspergillus heteromorphus CBS 117.55, 990 nucleotides long. RefSeq names its product NAD(P)-binding protein. The coding region runs from base 1 to 990 and encodes 329 amino acids. Gene Ontology annotation, biological process: secondary metabolic process. The transcript has 2 exons. The record is from RefSeq and is a predicted model, not a curated record. NCBI's taxonomy places the organism in Eukaryota, Fungi, Ascomycota, Eurotiomycetes, Eurotiales, Aspergillaceae.